Molecule: messenger RNA, 1223 nt
Organism: Nilaparvata lugens (brown planthopper)
Lineage: Eukaryota; Metazoa; Arthropoda; Insecta; Hemiptera; Delphacidae
Product: chymotrypsin BI
Exons: 7
Coding region: 129-1127 (332 amino acids)
Biological process (GO): proteolysis
Molecular function (GO): serine-type endopeptidase activity
Source: RefSeq, a predicted model, not a curated record
UCAAUUGGAAAACAGUACUCGAAGAUAAAUAACGCAUGUAAUUGUUAACAUUUAGUAUUUAUUCAGCCUUUGACAAGAUCAAGACAGUAGUGUUGUCUACUCGAGUGGGUUUACAACGUCCUUCCAAAAUGAGAGACAUCUUCACUUGGCUGUUUUUGUCUAUGAAUAUUUUUUAUCUUGCGCAGGCCAAAUUGACAGAUAUCGAUGGAUUUCUCGUAGACUUGGAAAAAUUGGAACCUCCACUUUCAGUACCAAAUACUAGAAGAUUGCUUGUGAAAUCGGGAAUAUUUGAAAAUCCAGUUGGAGGACCAAAUAGUGGCGUAGGAAGAUGGUUGAAUUACUUCAAACCUAAUGUUUCCAGCAUAAUUCAAGGACAAGAUGCGACUUCUCAAAGCCAAUUUCCAUACCAAGCGGCUCUUUUUCUCAAGAGAAAAAAUGAACAAACUCAUUCUUCGUUUUGUGGAGGCUCUCUCAUCUCUCGAUCGCUUAUAUUAACAGCAGCACACUGUCUUGACAAUAUCGAGGAGGUUGAGGUAUGUUUGGGUUGCAUGCACUUCAAUAAUGAUCAUGAGAAGAGGAGAAAGGCGUUUUUAGUGAAGAAAUCUUCAAUGAUAAUACAUGAAAGUUGGGAUCCAAUGAAUUUAAAAAAUGACAUAGCACUUCUGAUUUUACCCACAACGGCACCACUCACUGACGGUGUAAUCAAGCCUUUAAAAUUGCCGAAAUUGGGAAGUAUGUUUGAGGGUGUGGAAGGUACAGUUAGUGGAUGGGGCAAGACCAAAUCAAAGGCAAGUGGCAUAUCAAAAAAACUGAAAUAUAUAAGCACUGCUAUUUUGGACCAGAAGAAGUGUAAAGAUUUCUAUAAGGAAACUUCAAAUUAUACAAUUGAAAAACAUCAAUUAUGCACGGACGGCUCAAAAGGAAAGAGUACUUGUCAGGGAGACAGUGGUGGUCCUCUUGUAAUCAAAGAAGGAAAUGAAUACACUCAAAUUGGAAUAGUAUCUUUUGGAUUAAGGGAUUGUGAAACGAAAUGGCCAAGUGUUUACACACGUGUGAAUGUUUUCCUACCAUGGAUACAAAAGAUCAUGAAAAGUCUGUAUAGAGACAAUAAAAUCAAUAAUAAUUAACUAAUAUUGGCUUAAAUAUUGUCCCGAUCCCGCACUCAUCCUGCACCGGAAGACGCGAGGCUGAUAAAAGAGAAAUAAUUAGGAGUCUGCAAAUAU